AUGAUCGCCUGCAUGCGUGUGGACGGAGCUCACUGUUUCCGGCCGCUGUGUUCGCACCCGUGCUGCUGGGACACUGAGCACCGAGGAAGCCGAGGAAUCACACGCCUCGCUCCAGCACGCGUCAAGAGAUGCUCUCUCAAAGACGAGAUCUUUCCAUCUCUGAGUGUUGUCAAUGUCUCUGAAUGGGCUGGACAGAGGAGAACAAGUAAAGAAAGGCUAUUAUACAGCACGGACACAGAGGAAUCUUUGAAUGAUCUCACCAUACAGACAGAAGACACUGGAAAGAUCAAGAGGGCAGAUCUUUCCUUCCCAGAAUCCAUUUCCAGCACGCUCACCGAUACACAAAACAAAAUAAAGGUAAAUACUGUUCACAUCAGUCCUUUCACGAGCUGUUCUGAGUUUCCACAGUGUCCAGUGGUCACAUGGAUUCCCAACCCGCACCACAAGCCUCAGUGCCUCCACCUAAACAAGUCUAGAUCUCCAAACAUUGCUAUAAAAGAGUUAAUCUGCCUUCCAUCUUGUCAAAUGUCCAAGUCAUCCAAAGCGGCUCACCCGCGGAAGAGGGGUAAUGUUGGUAAAAGGAGGGAGCAGAGAGGGAGUAACUCGACACUAGAGAGCGCUGGCACCCCACGGCGGCUGGGCAUCGGCUUUCCUCCCAUCCCGAAUCAUCUCUCCGGCAACAUUCCUUUCAGAGAUAGUGGGUGUGGAUCACUGGACCAAAAACUGCCAAGCCUAACCACAACACACCCAAACCAUAGUAGUCUGAGUCCGACCUUAAGCCUGAGUUUAGGAUCAGUAAAGUGCUGGAGAGGCAGCUGAAACAGACCUAGAGAUGGGUCUCAAAUCUGCUAAACCUGUUCCAUAUGUAGGUAGUUGUGUCCAGUGAUUCAAUGCACUUUUGUCUUGAAAGACUUUUCAUGUUUUAAACAUAGACUAUCUUUGACAAAUAAUUGAAUUGUAGCCCAAUGAUAAUAAACAGCUGGUGGCCAAAUCAGGGAGAUUCAAAGCUUAACUGAACUGAACUUGCAAAGUGAAUCAAUUAAAUUUAAAGUGAGUUCAGCUGAUAUGUGCUGCAUGUAUAAAUCCGUAUUUGACAACUAAUAACA
Molecule: messenger RNA, 1106 nt
Organism: Rhinichthys klamathensis goyatoka
Lineage: Eukaryota; Metazoa; Chordata; Actinopteri; Cypriniformes; Leuciscidae
Exons: 8
Coding region: 1-819 (272 amino acids)
Source: RefSeq, a predicted model, not a curated record